UUUGAAUUUUCCUUCUCAUAUCGAUAAUUUUUUUUCAUUUCUUUUUAAGCCUCGUACUCCUCCGUUAGAAGACCAUGAUCAUCGUCAACUACUUUCUUCACUCUUUUCUGACACAAAAAAAGAACCUUCUACCCCAAUUCAACUUCCUCCGGCUAAUAACAAUUCUGGAAGUGGAUUAAGUGGUGCUGAAGUGAUUUCAUUAGUUCAACCUUUGGGAUUUUCUUUGGAUCAUGUAGAGGUUGUGGCUGGUUUACAAAGAUUUUUGGAAGAAAGAGUUAUUGAGCAAAUUGAAAUGGAAAAGAGGAGACAAGGAAAUAUUAAGAAUCUCCUGUCUCGCGAUUUUGACUAUUCCGAUGAAGAGGAUGAAGGUGGGGGCGGCGGUCAUCAUCACAAUGGCACACACACAUCGACAGGGUCACCCAUAACCCUUUCAAGUGUUUCUAAGGAAAAACUUUUAAAUCUUGCAAGAUCAGUAGUUGCUGAACCAGCACAUCAAGAAGAAAUGAGAAAAUUGGUGGCUUGUGUAAAUAAAGAUGUUGGCAUUGGUUCACCGGCUGCAAAAAUGGCCCUUCCUCAACAACAACUACAACAACCAUUGACUUUUCCAAUGCCAAACUUUUCUUUUCCACCGCCAAGCUUUUCAAACGGAACUCUUUUUCCUGGCCUCCAACUUCGUCCAUUGCUAAUUUUCAAACUACACCGACUUCAAUGUUCCCCAUGUCAACGCAGCAAUUUCCACAACAACAACAACAAACGCAUCGGGACGAUAGAAAAGAGGCUGAAAACUAUCGCAAUGAUCGAAACGAUUAUUCUAGAGGUGACAGAAGGGAUAGCCGUGCUAGUGGGUCUUCACGGAAACGGAGUAGAUGAUGAUCGUGAACGCAAUAGCGACAAAGAAAAGGAUCGUGAACAAAUGAUGAGAGAUCGUAGACGUAUGGGAUUACCCGAAAAACUGAAAUUUGAACAUGUUCUCAUUGCAUCUCGAACCUUAUGGUUUGGCCGUAUUCCUACAUCAGCUAAUGAAAAUGAUAUUAUUGAAUCUGUAAAAGAAAUUGGUACACCAGAAAAAAUAAUUAUCGUUAAUACACGUGGUUGUGCUUAUGUGACAAUGCCUGACAGAAAAUUGGCUUUUAAAAUUAUUGAUAGAAUGGGAAAAACAAUUCAAGUUUUAAAGAAAAAUAUAAAGCUUGCUUGGGCAACAAUUCCAAGCAUUAAAGAAGAACAAAAAUUUAUGGAUAAAUGGGAUUGUGAACUUGGUUUUGCCGAGAUUCCUUUUUCAAUUUUGCCUGAUGGAAAUUUGGAUAAAUUAAUGGAAGGAGCUUGGUUAGAAUUAUAUACUUUACCUGAAUUAUUGAAAGAUCGUUAUACAAACACUGGAAUUAAACAAAUACAACAACAAUUACAAGCAAUUCAAUUGCCACCAGCAGGUUUAACACUAUUGCCUCCACAAAUGGCAGCUGGAUUACCUGCUACAGCUGGACAGUUAAUGCCUGGUUUUACUUUUGUACGUUUUUUUAAAGUUUUUAAAAUAAACAUUGAAUUUUAUUUUAGUAAGAAAUUUUUUAUUACUUAA
Molecule: messenger RNA, 1573 nt
Organism: Meloidogyne enterolobii
Lineage: Eukaryota; Metazoa; Nematoda; Chromadorea; Rhabditida; Meloidogynidae
Source: the annotation of a GenBank genome assembly